AUGGAUUUCAACAGCACCUCGCCAUACCCCGAGGGGGUCAUCUCCUUCCUCGACACUGACUUGUACAAGUUGACGAUGCAAUGCGCCGUGUACAAGUGCUUUCGAGAUGUCCCUGUAUCCUAUGCCUUCACCAACCGAACUCCCGACAAGAAGCUGUCACGCGCUGCGUUCAAGUGGUUGCAGGAGCAAAUACGAAAGCUCGGAAACAUCUCGCUGUCGAAUGAAGAGUACCGCUUCCUCCAAACGCACUGCGAUUAUCUCACCCCCGACUACCUCGAUUUCCUCAAAGACUUCCGCCUCGACCCUCGCGAACAAGUCAAAGCCACAUUCAAGCCCGUGGACAAGGACACCGGUGCCGACGACGAGCUUGGCGAUAUUGACAUCAGCAUCAAGGGUGCGUGGGUGGAGACCAUUCUGUACGAGAUCCCUAUACUGGCCUUGACCUCGGAGGCGUACUUCCUUUUUAUGGACAAGGAUUGGAACUAUGACGGUCAAGAGCAGGCAGCGUUCGAGAAGGGCAUGAGGCUCCUGGAAGCGGGCUGUAUCACAUCCGAGUUUGGCACCCGGCGCAGGAGGGAUUAUCACACGCAGGCACUGGUUUUUCGCGGCCUGGUCAAGGCCUCUGAGAAAGCAAAGGAGCAAGGUUACCCAGGCAAGCUCUCAGGGACAAGCAAUGUCCACCUGGCCAUGCGCUUCAACAUUCCACCCGUUGGUACUGUUGCACACGAGUGGUUCAUGGGGACUGCUUCCAUCGUAGGCGACUACACUACGGCGACCGAGGAAGCCCUGAGGCGAUGGGUGAGCUGCUUCGGACCGAAGCUCGCCAUCGCACUGACGGAUACUUUCGGUACCCAAGAAUUCCUCAAGGCUUUCAGCAAGCCUGUGCGGCCGAUUGACAGCAGCUUCCCGCGCGAAACAUUCCAGAAGGAGGACGGCACCCCCAAGACGUAUGCCGAGCUAUUCACCGGCGUGCGUCAGGACUCUGGCGAUCCCGAGGAGUACGUCAAGAUCCUGCGGGAGUACUACGAUGGGGAAGGGAUCAAAGACAAAAAGACAAUUGUGUUCUCGGAUUCGCUUAACAUUGAUCGCUGCCUGGAGUACAAGCAGGUUGCGGAGAAGUUUGGCUUCCAUCCGACCUUUGGCGUCGGCACAUUCUUGACAAACGACUUUACCCACCUGAAGACGGGGGCCAAGUCGGUGCCCUUGAACAUUGUCAUCAAGCUGAGCUCGGCGGCGGGUCGCCCAGCCAUCAAGAUCAGUGACAACAUUGGUAAGAACACUGGAGACAAGAGCACCGUCGAAAAGGUGAAGCAAGAGCUUGGGUACGUUGAACAUGAAUGGGAGGGUGGCGACGAGACAUCACGCUGGGGCAAGGAGGGCGAGAAAUAA
Molecule: messenger RNA, 1389 nt
Organism: Emericellopsis cladophorae
Lineage: Eukaryota; Fungi; Ascomycota; Sordariomycetes; Hypocreales; Bionectriaceae
Product: nicotinate phosphoribosyltransferase-like protein
Exons: 3
Coding region: 1-1389 (462 amino acids)
Biological process (GO): NAD+ biosynthetic process
Molecular function (GO): nicotinate phosphoribosyltransferase activity
Source: RefSeq, a predicted model, not a curated record